Microthlaspi erraticum is the source of this 1083-nucleotide messenger RNA. The record is from the annotation of a GenBank genome assembly. Lineage: Eukaryota; Viridiplantae; Streptophyta; Magnoliopsida; Brassicales; Brassicaceae.
AUGAGACCGAUCGAACAUUGUGUGGAAGAGGAACCUGUGAUUAAGAAAGCGAGAAUGAUCAAUACUGUAGAACAAGCUCCUUUGUUAGAUAUGGAAGUCAAGGACGAGACUUGUGUUGCAUCGAUAGCUGUUGAAGAAGGGAAAGACAGUUGCGUUGAAGAAAAUGAAUCAAAUGAGAGAAAGAUAGAGGAAGUUUCUGCACUUAGCUUGGCAGAUCCAAAACAUGUUGACUUAGAGAUGGAAGUGAAAGAAGUUGAUGUUGUCUCAGGUGAUGCAAACGUAGUAAAGCUUCCGUUUUUAGAGCUGGAAAAGGAAAAUGCAGCUUGUGUUACAAGCAGAGAUGAAACUCCUCCUGUGAUAGAUUCUUGUGUUGCUUCUGGUGGAAUGAAAGAAGAGACUGGAUCAAUUCCAUCCGUCUUGAAGAAAAAACUUCUUGUUCUUGAUCUGAAUGGGUUGCUUGCAGCUAUAGUUUCUCCUGUCGCAGAUUGUAAAGCUGACAUUAAUAUUGGACGAAGGGCAAUUUUUAAGAGACCUUUCUGUGAAGACUUUCUCAACUUCUGUUUUGACAAAUUUGAAGUUGGUAUCUGGUCGUCAAGAAAGAAGAAUAACGUUGACAGAAUCACUGAGUUCUUGCUCGGCGAUAUGAAGAAAAAACUCUUGUUUUGCUGGGACAUGGCUUACUGUUCUACGACGACUGUUGGCUCUCUUGAAAAUAGGCACAAAUUUGUGGUGUUCAAGGAUCUAAACCAGCUCUGGCAGAAACAUGACCCAACACUUCCGUGGCAAAAGGGUGAUUACAACGAAACUAAUACGGUGUUGCUUGACGAUUCUCCUUAUAAGGCUUUGCUCAACCCGCCAUAUACAGCGAUAUUCCCUCAGUCAUACAAUCAUCUGGACAAGACAGACGCAUCCUUAGGUAGUGGUGGUGAUCUGAGACUUCAUUUGGAGAAGUUAGAAGAAGCCGAAAACGUGCAAGAUUUCAUAAAGAAGAACCCGUUUGGGCAAGAAGCUAUAACGGAAGCAAGUGAAUCUUGGGAGUUUUAUAGACAGGCCAUUGGUAAUGUUCGUGAAAGAAGGAUUUAA